UGGGGCCGUUAUCCUGGCGUGAUAUUAAAUUCUUUCCAUUCAAACAUUUUUCUUUUUCCACUCAAACUUAUCAGCAUUCAUGGUGCCUUCAAUUAAAAAAAAAACAAAACACUAACUCAUCCCCAAACUUAUGCUGAUCCUGCACCAUGCUUGACUGAUUAAUAUGUUUCCUGCCUUUUCUGACAUUGGAAAAUCACUAACUUGUACUUAAUGGCUUUUUUGACUGGAAAUUAAAUAAACGAAAGGGUGGUCUCUUUUCUUUACUCAGUACUGUGUUCUGAUACAUGAUGAGGGCACACACCCUGUAAUUUAUCACUCUGAGUGUAAACACAUUCAGAAGUACACAGUAAGUAUGUAUAAAGUAAGAAAUGUACUAUACAGUAAGAAAUUUAAUUACUUCUAAGAUAAUGUUCCCUCUGUAGGUCAACAGACAUGGCUGAUGUGUUGAAAAGUCUUAACCUCCUGGAGAGCCUGAAAGAGUCCAUUGAGAAGAACAACAUUUCAGACAUAAAGGAUGCUGUUGAAGACAUGUUGAUAAGCCGUAUCAACAUCGCUGUGGUAGGGGAGAGGGGGGCCGAGAAAGCGAUGUUUAUUAACUCUCUCAGAGGGCUUAGUGUUGGGGAUGAAGGGGCUGCUCUCUGUCCCUCUGCUGCGGCUCCAGAGGAAUUGGCUGUAUUCCCAAAUCCAAAGCAUCCAGAUUUCCGUCUAUGGGACCUGCCCACCAUCUCAAGUGACCCCUCUUUUGACCCUGAGAAUUACGUGGACCGCUAUAAAAUCCUGCGAUAUAAUGCUAUUAUCAUGACCUUCACGCAAAGCCCGAGCGCAAACAUGGUUGCAGUCUGGAGAGAGGCGAGAUCGCUGCAGAAAGACACGUUGUAUUUUGCUUUAUUGGCAUCCGAGAAGGACACUGAGAAAACCUUGGAAGCCAAAAAGAAGGCCAGUCUGGAGGUACUGAAAGCAGAAGGACUGUCUCAGCCCAAAGUAUUCCUUGUGUGUCCUUCUGCUUUGGAAAAGCUGGAGUUCCUAAAGCUCUUAGAGGUGAUGCAGGGUGAUCUUCCAGAGAUCAGGGCUCAUGCUCUUCUGCUGGCUCUGCCCACAUUUUCCAGCACCUUGGUGGCCCAGAAGAAGGAAGCCUUCAAGGCUCUAGGCUGGGCAGCAGCUUCUCUCUCUGCUGGGGUUUCUGCUAUUCCUGUUCCCCUGGUGGCCUCCAUGGUGGAUGCCAGUGUUGCUGUACGGAUUCUAACGAAAGCCCAAAUCUCUCUUUGCCUGGAUGAUGAGUCUGUGGAGAGGUUGGCGAGGCAGAGGGGCAUCGAGCCAAACAAGCUUAAGGGACUGCGAACCUGUCUCCUUUCAGUGGAGGUCAGCAAGAGCGAAGUGAAGAGGAGGCUUUCAGUGGCCGAGAAAGACACCAGCACAGCCACCACAAAGCUAGUGGAACUGGCCAUGCCACGCCACGCCAGAUCCGUCAGCCGCUCCUUCACAGUCAUGCUGCAGGCCAUGAACUCUGCCAUUGAUGACAUUAGUGCUGAUGCAGAUAAGAUUGUAGCGAUAGCAACAGGGGUUUCACAGUAA
Colossoma macropomum (tambaqui) is the source of this 1572-nucleotide messenger RNA. RefSeq names its product immunity-related GTPase family, q2 (gene irgq2). Gene Ontology annotation, molecular function: GTP binding. NCBI's taxonomy places the organism in Eukaryota, Metazoa, Chordata, Actinopteri, Characiformes, Serrasalmidae. Gene Ontology annotation, cellular component: membrane. The transcript has a single exon. Bases 433 to 1572 code for a protein of 379 amino acids. The record is from RefSeq and is a predicted model, not a curated record.